Messenger RNA from Lolium perenne, 1627 nucleotides. The record is from RefSeq and is a predicted model, not a curated record. NCBI's taxonomy places the organism in Eukaryota, Viridiplantae, Streptophyta, Magnoliopsida, Poales, Poaceae.
CCAAAUUGACAGUCGAGCAUUUGUUGUGUGCAAUUUACUCCACCCUACCUAGCCCUGCUCUUCCUCCCCCCUGCUGAUCAGCCACCGCCGCCCGCCGCCCGCCGCCGAUGCCAUCCCCUCCUUUGCCCAAGCUUGUGUGCCUCCCCCUCCUCGUCGCGCUCGCCCUCGCCGCGACGCUGCUGUACGCCGCCGGGCUCCACGCGACACUCGCGCGCGUCCGCCCCGCGCCGAACCCUGCCACCAUGCGCGACGGGCAGACGACCCUCGCGCUCCGCCUCGCCAAGCAGCUCGCGCCGGCGAGCGGCGACAACACCGCCACCACCAAGGGCAACGUAGCCUUCUCCCCGGUGUCCAUCCACGCGGCGCUGUCCCUCGUGGCCGCGGGGGCGCGCGGCGCCACGCUCCAACAGCUGCUCGCCUUCCUCGGGGCGCCGUCCGCGGCGGCCCUCGCCGACUCCGGACGCCGCGUCGUCCACCGCGUCCUGGCCGAUCGAGCGGCCUCCGGGAGGCCGCGCGUCCUCUUCGGCGGCGGCGUCUGGGCCGACGCCUCGCUCGGCGCGCUCAAGACGGCCUUCCAGGACGUCGCGGUUCAGUCCUACAGGUCCGAGGUCCGCACCGUGAGCUUCGCCGACGAGCCCGAAGAAGUAGCCAACGCAAUCAACGGGUGGGUGAAGAAGGCCACGAACAACCUCAUCGACUCCAUCAUCUCCGCCAAGGACAUCUCCGCCGGCGUCGACCUCGUGCUCGCCAAUGCGGUUUACUUCAAGGCCAAAUGGCAGAUCCCAUUCAGACCGAGUGCCACGAGGCCCGGCUCGUUCCACCGGCUCGACGGCAGCAGUGUCGACGCGCAGUUCAUGUCCCGGACCAUGUACGCCGCGCAGUACGCGUCGUGCUCGGACGGCUUCAAGGUCCUCCAGCUCCCCUACGAGCACCGCCGGCGAGAUUUCGGCAUGCGGCGUGGCCGAGGGGACGGCGACGCGGCUGGCGUGGCUGCGCCUGACGCGGAAGACGACACGCGCUACUCCAUGUACCUCUUCCUCCCGGACGAGCGCCAGGGGAUCGCCGGCAUGGUGGACGCGGUCGCCGCGGGGCCAGACUACCUGUACAAUGUUCUGAAGACGACGGCGGCUAACACUGUCACGGUUACGCUGCCCAAGUUCGCCAUAAGCUUCGAGCGGGACAUCGUCGACGACCUCCGUCUGGUGGGCCUCUCGCUGCCGUUCUCGUCGGAGUCGGCCGACCUGCGGGGCAUCUUCGACAAGGAAUGGCAUCCAUUCAUUGCCAAGCUUCUGCACAAAGCGGUCGUCAAGGUGAACGAAGAAGGGACGGAGGCGGCCGCGGUCACGGUGGUGAUGAUGGAUGGAGCUGGGAGGGAGCCACCGGUCAAGUUCUUCGCCGACCAUCCCUUCAGUUUCUUCAUCGUGGAGGAGCGGUCAGGGGUGAUUGUCUUCGCCGGCCAUGUCCUUGAUCCCACCAUCUGAUAAAGCAUCGAGUUUUGGAGAAUUCAGGCACUGCAUAUUUGCUGACAUUCUACCAUGCAUCUUCUUGUGCUAGCUAGCUGCUUAAUUGUCAGCUUCAUGUACUGUGUGAACUGAAUAUUGACUUAUAGUACUUCCUGCUAUUUCCU